ACUUCAGUACUUCUCGCUCGUCCGCCCCUCUUCAAACCGACUAGACGGUAACAACAUUACAUUAAGGUUUGGGUAAUUGGGUUUGGCCAUUCCUAAUUUCCUAUUCGUUCGUUCGUCGGUAAAAGAAGAAAGACAAAGAAAGAGAUGGAUAGAGAGUGGGGAUCGAAGCCAGGAAGUGGUGGCGCAGCCUCAUCACAAAAUGAAGCCAUCGACCGUCGUGAACGUCUCCGACGACUCGCUCUGGAAACCAUCGACCUCGCUAAAGAUCCUUAUUUUAUGCGCAAUCAUCUCGGCAGUUACGAGUGUAAGCUUUGUUUAACAUUGCACAACAAUGAAGGCAAUUAUUUGGCUCAUACUCAAGGUAAACGCCAUCAAACUAAUUUGGCUAAACGAGCUGCUCGUGAAGCUAAAGAGGCUCCUGCCCAACCUCAGCCUAAUAAACGCAAAGUUAAUCUCCGUAAAACUGUCAAGAUUGGUAGGCCUGGGUACCGAGUAACAAAACAAUUUGAUUCUGAGACAAAGCAGAGGUCUCUUCUUUUCCAGAUAGAGUAUCCUGAGAUCGAGGACAACACCAAGCCAAGACACCGGUUUAUGUCUUCCUUUGAGCAGAGGGUUGAAGCUUUUGACAAAAAAUUCCAAUAUCUUAUGUUUGCUGCAGAGCCUUAUGAAAUUAUAGCUUUCAAGGUUCCUAGCACAGAAAUUGACAAGUCUACUGCUAAAUUCUUCUCACAUUGGGAUCCUGACUCCAAGAUGUUUACGUUGCAGUUAUAUUUCAAGGUCAAGCCACCAGAAGCAAACAAACCACAACCUCCUCCAGCACCAAAUGGUACUUCAGCCCCAGGGGUCCCACCAAGGCCUCUUGCCCCACCUCCUCAUGCACCUCCACCACCGCCUGGACCCCCACCGGGUGCUCCUUCUGGAAAUCCUCCGAGAAUGCCACCACCUCCACCACCAUCAAUGACCAAUGGGCCGAGGCCGUUGCCUCCUGGUGGGGCACCUCCAGCACCACCACCUCCCCCAGCAGGUAGUGGAGGAAUGGCAAACUUUACAAUGGGGAACCAACUGCCUCCUCCACCACAAGGUUUUCCAGGCCAACAGAUGCAAGCACCACCGCCACCACCGCCCAACAUGGGCCAGUAGCUGUGUUGUUUACAAACUUGUAGGUUUUUGCCUGUGAAAUUUCUGCUAGAUGCUGUAUAAGAUUGAGCUAGUGUCUGACAAGUUUUUUGGCGGGAAUUAUUCCGUAGUUUAACUACUUUUGUAACAAGGUGGACUCAUGUUUUCAUUUUUUUUUAUUAAACUCUGCGAAAUGUCCUGUAAUUGAUCCAAUUCUUCUUUAUCUGUUACAAAAUUUCAAAUUAAAACUUGAA
Messenger RNA from Beta vulgaris subsp. vulgaris (sugar beet), 1370 nucleotides. RefSeq lists its product as uncharacterized. Gene Ontology annotation, biological process: spliceosomal complex assembly. The record is from RefSeq and is a predicted model, not a curated record. Gene Ontology annotation, cellular component: U2 snRNP; nucleus; U2-type prespliceosome. The coding region runs from base 145 to 1140 and encodes 331 amino acids. The transcript has 6 exons. Lineage: Eukaryota; Viridiplantae; Streptophyta; Magnoliopsida; Caryophyllales; Amaranthaceae. Gene Ontology annotation, molecular function: nucleic acid binding; zinc ion binding.